AUGUCAGACCUCAAAGCUACCGUUGCUGAGACCAAGAAUGGCUUCCACGUCGAGGGGUACGAGAAGAUCGAGUAUGAGUUCACAUUCCUUGACGGUGUGUUCAACACUGCCAACCCUGAGCUUGCUAAAUGCUACGAGCGAUGGGGCCGCUGCCUGGCUGUCAUGGACUUGAACAUCUUCAACGUCUAUGGCGAUGAAAUGCAAAAUUACUUUGACCACUACAGACUGCCCUUGACCAUCCACAAGACCAGAAUUGGCGAGAAGGCCAAGUCAAUGGACACUCUUUUGAGCAUUGUUGACUCGAUGACCGACUUUGGUAUCAUCCGCAAAGAGCCUGUCCUUGUGGUCGGCGGAGGUCUCGUGACUGAUGUUGCUGGAUUCGCAUGUGCUGCAUACCGAAGAAACACCAACUUCAUCCGCAUUCCCACUACCGUCAUUGGCCUGAUCGAUGCCAGUGUCAGUAUUAAGGUCGCCGUCAACUAUGGUAACUACAAGAACCGUCUGGGCGCUUACCACGCCCCCAUGCACACCUUCUUGGACUUCACAUUCCUGAAGACACUUCCAGAAGGCCAAGUCCGAAAUGGCUUUGCCGAGUUGAUCAAAAUCUCCACAUGCGCACACAAGCCUACAUUUGAUUUGUUGGACAAGUACUGCGAGCAGCUCAUCACAACUCGUUUUGGUCGUGAGGGCAACAACGAAGAAGUGCUCAAGGCUGCCGACGAGAUCAACCGCGCUGGUAUUCACGAGAUGUUGAAGCUCGAGACACCCAAUCUGCACGAGAUUGGUCUUGACCGUGUCAUCGCUUACGGCCACACCUGGAGUCCGCUGCACGAGUUGUCACCAGAGACCCCGCUCCGUCACGGCCACGCCAUCUCGAUUGACAUGGCAUACUCCGCCACACUUGCCAACGAGCGCAAGCUGCUCAGUGAUGAGGAGCACCGCCGGCUGUUGAACCUCUUCUCCAGGGCAGGUCUGUCCAUGGACCACGAACUGUUCGAUGAGGACAUGCUUGAAAAGGCGACCAAGGCCAUUCUCAAGACCCGUGACGGUCUGCUCCGGGCUGCCGUCCCCAAUCCCAUUGGUACCUGCAUCUUCCUGAACGACGUGUCGUCCGAGGAGAUGAACAAGGCACUGCGACGACACAAGGAGCUAAUGAAGGAGUACCCUCGCCAGGGUGCCGGUAUCGACGCCUUUGUCGAUGCCAGUGACACAGGUUACACUGAAAACGGGACUGUUGAAGAGGCCAUGAAAGACUCAAAGAAGGUCAUGAACGGCCUAUCGAACGGAAAAGUCAACGGCGCGGCCGAGGGCAAGCCCACCAACAAUGGCGUCCCACAGCAGCUGCAGGAUGGUUUGGCCGCUAACGGCUACGCCAAUGGCCACAAGAACUAG
Messenger RNA from Plenodomus lingam JN3, 1392 nucleotides. RefSeq lists its product as uncharacterized. Lineage: Eukaryota; Fungi; Ascomycota; Dothideomycetes; Pleosporales; Leptosphaeriaceae. Gene Ontology annotation, molecular function: 3-dehydroquinate synthase activity. Gene Ontology annotation, biological process: antibiotic biosynthetic process. The record is from RefSeq and is a predicted model, not a curated record.